GAAAAAGGAAAAGGUCAAUUUAGGGAAGAAGAGAAAGGAAAAAUAGCAAUCGAGUAGGGUGAAGAAAAGGGAAGAAAAGUUUGCGUACACGGUCAAUACUACUCAUUGAUCGUAAGGGGGUGGUGACGUGUAAAUACGGUAUUGGCUAGAAUAAAACAAUAACAAAUAAGCAACAACACAACACAAAUCCCCCUUCCAUCACAACACGCACAGCACGCAUUUACAUACAACCUUUACAUAUAGAGAGAGAAAGGGUGAAGGGGGUCGGUCGGGGGAGGGGGAGGGGCGCUCCAGAGAGAGAGAGAGUGUAGUUAUGGAGUGAAUGAUGGAAGGGGUGGCCAUGUUACGGCAACUUAUUGGCCAGUUACAAGAGGUUUUGGAACUCUACGGUUCUCCUCCUGCGCUCUCUUCCAAUUACUUCAUUCAGUUUCAACCCACAUCGCACCACCAACCUCUCAGAUGGUGUUUCUUGAAUCUUGAAGGUAGCUCCUUGGAAGACAGUUGUUGCAACAUAAUAAUGACUGCUGGUAAAUCUGAAAAUCUAAAAAUGCUGGAACCGGGCAAACCUCCGCCCUCAAAGAAAGCUAGAAAGGAGCGUAGUCGUGGAAAAGCUACUACUGCUACAAGCUCAAACGAAAUCAUGGAAGAUCAUAUCUGGAAAGAUUUUCCAGAGGACCUCUUUGAAGCUGUAAUAGCAAGACUUCCCAUAGCGACGUUUUUCCGCUUCCGUUCAGUUUGUCGGAAGUGGAAUUCAUUGCUGACUUCUCAAAGCUUCUCCCAGCAAUGUGCUCAAGUAAAGCAUGCAAAGUCUUGGUUCUACACCAUCACCCACGAGAAUGUCAAUACUGGAGCGAUGUAUGAUCCGUCAUUGAAGAAGUGGCACCAUCCAACAGUGCCUGCGUUGCCAACCAAACUAAUUGUGUUGCCAGUGGCAUCAGCAGGAGGUCUCAUAUGCUUCCUUGAUAUUGGGCACAGAAGCUUCUAUGUGUGUAACCCUCUGACGAGGUCAUUCAAGGAGUUGCCAGCGAGGUCUGUGAAGGUGUGGUCGCGCGUAGCUGUUGGGAUGACGCUGAAUGGUAGCUCUGCCAGCUCAGGGUAUAAGAUCCUUUGGGUAGGUUGUGAGGGGGACUACGAAGUGUUCGACUCUGCAAAGAACUCUUGGAUUCGCCCAGGAAGCAUGCCCCCGAGUAUCAAGCUUCCACUAGCGCUCAACUUCAGGUCUCAGGCGGUUUCAGUUGAUGGGACGCUGUAUUUCAUGCGGUCAGACCCGGAAGGGUUGUUGUCGUAUGAGAUGGAGAACGGGAUGUGGAAACAGUAUGCAAUCCCGGUUCCUCUGCACCUGAGUGAUCAUACACUGGCGGAGAGUGGGGGAAGGAUAAUGCUGGUGGGGCUGCUGACGAAGAAUGCAGCGACAUGCGUGUGCAUAUGGGAGCUGCAGAAGAUGACUCUGCUGUGGAAGGAGGUUGACAGAAUGCCAAACAUAUGGUGCUUGGAAUUUUAUGGAAAGCACGUUAGAAUGACUUGUCUGGGUAACAAAGGCUUGCUUAUGUUAUCCCUCAGGUCAAGACAAAUGAAUCGACUAGUUACUUAUGAUCUUUCGAGCCGGGAAUGGCUCAAGGUCCCUGGCUGUGUGCUACCGCGCGCAAGGAAGAGGCAAUGGAUUGCUUGCGGCACUGCUUUUCACCCUUGUUUGACUGCUAUCGCUUAGUCUUCAAAUUCAAUUUUCGAACCAAAUAAUCUAUGUAUAUUAUGGAUCAAUCCAUCCUCGUUAUUGUUUCUGAAUUACUCUUUGAACUACUUCAUUCAA
Messenger RNA from Salvia miltiorrhiza (redroot sage), 1807 nucleotides. Its product is annotated as F-box only protein 6. The transcript is spliced from 2 exons. The coding region runs from base 323 to 1708 and encodes 461 amino acids. Lineage: Eukaryota; Viridiplantae; Streptophyta; Magnoliopsida; Lamiales; Lamiaceae. The record is from RefSeq and is a predicted model, not a curated record. Gene Ontology annotation, molecular function: protein binding.